Messenger RNA from Alnus glutinosa, 1573 nucleotides. Its product is annotated as ABC transporter I family member 19. The record is from RefSeq and is a predicted model, not a curated record. Gene Ontology annotation, molecular function: ATP binding; ATP hydrolysis activity. Lineage: Eukaryota; Viridiplantae; Streptophyta; Magnoliopsida; Fagales; Betulaceae. The coding region runs from base 173 to 1075 and encodes 300 amino acids. The transcript is spliced from 6 exons.
ACGUGGCUUCCCAGGACUUCAAAUCGUGGCACUUGUGGAGGCCAAUCGUCCGCUCCCAACAGCAUUUUGGACAACGAACAGCCCCCUGAAACAGGUUCGCGCAGGGCUAAUAUAAAAUGACCCGGGAAUACACGAUCAAAUCCAUACAACUCCAUUUUUCGCAGAGCCAAAAAUGGUGAACAAUGAAGCUUCGAAGCCGAGAGGAGAAGAAGAAGAAAAUGAGAGUUCAAACGCUAUCAGAGUCUGCGGCAUGCAAUUCGCGUACGAGGGAGAGCCACCGCUCUUUGCCGACUUCAACCUCGAGCUCCUACCCGGAUCUCGAUGCCUUCUCGUUGGUGCCAACGGAUCUGGGAAGACCACUUUGCUGAAGAUUCUUGCGGGUAAAAAUAUGGUAGGAGGAAGAGAUGUGGUGCGCGUGCUGAAUCAAUCGGCUUUUCAUGACACCCAGUUGGUGUGUGGUGGCGACUUAGCCUAUUUGGGAGGAUCUUGGAGUAAAACAGUUGGCUCCGCUGGUGAGAUUCCACUUCAGGGUGAUUUUUCUGCCGAACAUAUGAUAUUUGGAGUUGAAGGGAUUGACCCUGUUAGGAGAGAGAGUUUGAUUGAGCUACUUGAUAUUGAUCUGCAAUGGCGAAUGCAUAAGGUAUCUGAUGGGCAGAGGCGUCGAGUCCAAAUCUGCAUGGGUCUUCUUCAUCCUUUCAAGGUCCUUUUGCUAGAUGAGGUUACUGUUGACCUGGAUGUUGUUGCUAGACUGGACUUACUUGACUUCUUUAAGGAAGAAUGCGAUCAGAGAGGAGCCACAGUAGUAUAUGCAACACACAUUUUUGAUGGUCUAGAGACAUGGGCAACACAUUUGGCAUACAUCCAAGAUGGGGAGUUGAGGAGGGCAGAUAAGUUAUCAGAGGUUAAUGAAUUGAAGAAUUCAGCCAAUCUGCUUUCCGUGGUUGAGGCCUGGCUCCGUGCUGAAACCAAGCGUGAGAAGAAGAAACCCAUUAACCCUCCUGCCCAAAUCCAGAAGACAUCUCCUUUUGGUGCUUCUCCUUUUAAGUCAUCCAGACACAUGGCAUACUACCGUUAGUCUUGCUGAAGUUUAUUCUUUUUCUUUAUGAAUCAAAUAAACCUCAAAAAAUAUUUGAUAGGGAUUUAUAUUUAAAGCCAAAUGUACAAGAAAAAAUGAGAAAGCUUUUAAGUGAUAAAAAGGGAUUGUAGUACUUUUCGGAUCUGAAUCUCUAACAACUUGCUACUCGGAUCUGGGAGCAAAUGUGAGAGAGUUAAUAUAGAGUCUACAUGCUCAAGCAAGUUUUGGAUUAUUCGUCCACUUGUUUGGCAGGUGGGCCCUAUAGGGAUUCUUCCACAUUUGUUGUUCAAAUUGUUAACAAUUCGGGCAACAAAGUUACUGAUAAUCUCUAUCUGUACUUUUCAUUAGCUCUCAAUAGAAAUUUAGGAUAGCAGUAAAUGCUACCUAUUGGAUUUGUUGGCAAGAUGGUGAAGCCAUAAUAUUCUGCUGCUGGCAUACGAUUAUGUAAUAAAUAAACGUGUUAAUUAUAUUGGGUUAUAUUCAUUGAUUUUCUGACAA